GGAUUAUCGCCAACAUCAACUCUUGUGUCAUUGUGUCUUGUGGUUUUCUUGAAAAGGAUGAUCAAGGAACCGCUGCAGAGGAUGACUUCAAUUUACUGGGCUUAUGGGCUAUCAUUCAGUAUGAACAACCUGCUUUCGAAAGGAUAUGAUAUCCACAUACAUAAACUUGUUUCCGAGUAAUAUAUUUGCUUCCAAGAAUCAGCAAAACGUCAUAUGCAGCAACAAAGAAUAACAGGACAGGUAGGUCGAGGGCACAGAAAGGUCGGUAUCAUUUGAAUAUAUAAGAGAUGUUAAGAUCUAUCUUUUAUUUCCUCUUUCCUUCAUUCUCUCAAACAGAACUCUUCGUGCGCAGAACAAUCCAUUACGCCCAUUAAAAUCGCCCUCAAAAACAAUUACUUCUUCCUCUUGACUUCCAAUACCUCUUUCCAAACAUUCAACAUGGCCAAUACCGUUUUUGUCGUCCUUGCGAGCAUCACAACCAUUGUUUUUCUCGUUGGAGGUGCCUAUGCCGCGGGACUUCUCGAUGAAUAUAUCGAGGCAUUGGGCGUUUUCGCAUUUAAAUUCAAGGCCAAGGCUGAAGCAAAGAAGAUGGGUCUUCAAGGUCUUCAAGAAGGAACAGAUUUCCUCGCAAGUGACCUGAAGGGGAAUCAACAAGCCAAAAAUGUUCGAGAAGGAAAAGGGCCCAUUGGCGGAUUGAAGACCGACGGAGAGGGCGUUGCAAAUGGAAUCUUGGGAGGGGCCGACUCUUGUGGAGAUGGAUUGGUUGGAGGAUUGAAAUCUGGUGGAGAAGGCUUGACUGGAAAAGUUUUUUAAGGAUAAAAUUUCUCGACGGAGUCUCCUUUAGUGUGACGAGGUAACGAGCUAUCGAUUACGAAUAUUACGAAAUGCACGGAAAGAAAAGCGGAUGGUUUAUGACUGCGGGGUUCAGUCGGUUUGAUUAGUUUCGUAAACAAGACGUCGGCUGUGGAAAACACGUCGGUGCUAAUGACUUAUGAUUGGGGGUUUCAGAUGUAACGAUGCGAUGAACUGUAUUGAUAGAGAAAAUGAUAUCACGGCGAACGUGGGACGGCGUUGCCAUACGCACACAGGAAUCACAAGAUGCAUGAGUGUCUGACGCGUGAAUCCAUGCAUGGCCCCUUUGGACCCCAUCGUCAGUCGAUGUUCGUUCUCACUUGUGACCCUUUUUCCCCUUUUCAGAUGAUGCAGUUGACCAGAAAUCCAAGUCGAGUUGCAAACCAUGGAUGGUUAUAUUAGCAAAAUAGCCAUUUCUUCCACGCCA
This is a messenger RNA of Botrytis cinerea B05.10, 1279 nucleotides long. RefSeq lists its product as hypothetical. NCBI's taxonomy places the organism in Eukaryota, Fungi, Ascomycota, Leotiomycetes, Helotiales, Sclerotiniaceae. The coding region runs from base 439 to 813 and encodes 124 amino acids. The transcript has 2 exons. The record is from RefSeq and is a predicted model, not a curated record.